Lepus europaeus (European hare) is the source of this 2649-nucleotide messenger RNA. RefSeq names its product kelch like family member 26 (gene KLHL26). Lineage: Eukaryota; Metazoa; Chordata; Mammalia; Lagomorpha; Leporidae. The record is from RefSeq and is a predicted model, not a curated record. The transcript is spliced from 3 exons. Bases 238 to 1815 code for a protein of 525 amino acids. Gene Ontology annotation, molecular function: protein binding.
AGCGGCAGCGGCGGCUUCGGCGGGGGCGCCGGCCCUGAGCGCCCGAGCAGCGUGGCCGACAAGAACGGGGCCCUCAAGUGCAGCUUCUCGGCGCCGGGCCACAGCAGCAGCCUCCUGCAGGGCCUGGCCGCCCUGCGCGCACAGGGCCAGCUGCUGGACGUGGCCCUCACCGUCAACAGAGAGGCCUUCCACGCGCACAAGGUGGUGCUGGCGGCCUGCAGCGACUACUUCAGGGCCAUGUUCACGGGCGGCAUGCGGGAGGCGAGCCAGGACGUCAUCGAGCUGAAGGGCGUGUCGGCCCGCGGCCUGCGCCACAUCAUCGACUUCGCCUACAGCGCCGAGGUGACGCUGGACCUGGACUCCGUGCAGGACGUGCUGGGCGCCGCCGUGUUCCUGCAGAUGCUGCCGGUGGUGGAGCUGUGCGAGGAGUUCCUCAAGGCGGCCAUGAGCGUGGAGACGUGCCUGCACAUCGGCCAGAUGGCCACGGCCUUCAGCCUGGCGUCGCUGCGCGAGUCCGUGGACGCCUUCACGUUCCGCCACUUCCUGCAGAUCGCGCGGCAGGACGACUUCCUGCGCCUGCCGCUCGAGCGCCUGGUCUUCUUCCUGCAGAGCAACCGGCUGCAGAGCUGCGCCGAGGUCGACCUGUUCCGCGCCGCCGUGCGCUGGCUGCAGCACGACCCCGCACGCCGGCCGCGCGCCAGCCACGUGCUGCGCCAUAUCCGCUUCCCGCUCAUGCAGGCGGCGGAGCUGGUGGACAGCGUGCAGACGCUGGACAUCAUGGUGGAGGACGCGCUGUGCCGCCAGUACCUGCUCGAGGCCCUCAACUACCAGGUGCUGCCCUUCCGGCAGCACGAGAUGCAGUCGCCGCGCACGGCCGUGCGCUCCGACGUGCCCUCGCUCGUGGCCUUCGGCGGCACGCCCUACACCGACAGCGACCGCGCCGUCAGCGGCAAGGUGUACCAGCUGCCGGAGCCCGGCGCGCGCCACUUCCGCGAGCUCACGGAGAUGGAGCUGGCCUGCAGCCACUCGUGCGUGGCCGUGCUCGACAACUUCGUGUACGUGGCCGGCGGCCAGCACCUGCAGUACCGCAGCGGCGAGGGCGCCGUGGACGCCUGCUACCGCUACGACCCGCAGCGCAACCGCUGGCUGCGCCUGCGAGCCAUGCAGGAGAGCCGCAUCCAGUUCCAGCUGAACGUGCUGUGCGGCAUGGUGUACGCCACGGGCGGCCGCAACCGCGCCGGCAGCCUGGCCUCCGUGGAGCGGUACUGCCCGCGCCGCAAUGAGUGGGGCUACGCGUGCUCGCUCAAGCGCCGCACCUGGGGCCACGCGGGCGCCGCCGCCGGGGGCCGCCUCUACAUCUCGGGCGGCUACGGCGUCUCGGUGGAGGACAAGAAGGCGCUGCACUGCUACGACCCCGUGGCCGACCAGUGGGAGUUCAAGGCGCCCAUGAGCGAGCCGCGCGUGCUGCACGCCAUGGUGGGCGCCGGCGGCCGCAUCUACGCCCUGGGCGGCCGCAUGGACCACGUGGACCGCUGCUUCGACGUGCUGGCCGUCGAGUACUACGUGCCCGAGACGGACCAGUGGACCAGCGUGAGCCCCAUGCGCGCCGGCCAGUCGGAGGCCGGCUGCUGCCUGCUGGAGCGCAAGAUCUUCAUCGUGGGCGGCUACAACUGGCGCCUGAACAACGUCACGGGCAUCGUGCAGGUCUACAACACCGACACGGACGAGUGGGAGCGCGACCUGCACUUCCCAGAGUCCUUCGCGGGCAUCGCCUGCGCCCCGGUGCUGCUGCCGCGGGCCGGCGCCAGGAGGUAGCUCCCGGUCCGGACCGCCCUCGCCCGCCCCCUCCGGACGCCCACCUGCCCGGCCCCUCCGUGGGGGCCUCUGGCGGGCGGCUUGGCCGGCGCAUGUGCAAUGAGAGCUCCGCCCCCCUGCUGGCUCGGGGUGGGGUGGGGGGUCCCUCCCGGGCGGGGGGCUCUCCGGCCUUCCUCCUCCCUUCUCGAGGCCCAGGGAGCCUGCCAGCACCCUGCCUGCCCUGCCGGCCCCUGCUGGAGGGCGGGCACGCGGCGCCUGGUGGUGCCUUUGCGCGGCUUCGCCUCGCUCCUCUCCCUGCCUCCACCCCGGCUCCCACCUGAGCGCGCUGACGCCCAGCCCCCCAUCCCUAGGAUGCAGCCCCCCCCAGCCAAGCAGCAUCAAUCCCCGCGUGCACCCCGCGGCUGGCACCUCCUGCCCGCCUGUCCGGGGCCCGGCCCCUGGACGGCGCUGCUCACCCUCCGGGGACGCGGCCACCCCGGCUCCCGGGCCCUGCACGGGGUGGGGCCGGGCCCUCCUUGCUGGGAGGGCGCCCCGCGCCGCAGCGCCCUGGCUGACCUCCCUGUCGCGGCCCCCGCCCCGCCGGGACGGCCGCAGCCUGCGAACCUUGGCUUUUUUGUGGUGUUUUCUCUCUUUUUUUUUCUUUUUAAGAAGCCGGCAGCCGCCGUCUUCCGAACGGGUUUUGUACUCUCGGGGCAACUUAAAGUGUCUGCUCGCGGCGUGGAGGAUGGAUCCGCGCCUCCUGACCCGCUGGCCGCGGCGAAUUAACCUGGGCCUCGGCGGACGGCGCCGCCGCGCACUUCCCGUUGAUUUAAUAAAAAUGUUAUGGUGAAGAGA